AUGGCUGAACAGCCCCAACCUACCAUCAAAACGAGGUUUCUCAUCAUCUCAGACACCCACGGCCGCAACUCCAUACCAUCAUUGAAUGAGCCGGCAGAUGUGGCCAUCCACUGCGGCGAUCUCACGAUGGGGUCCACCUUGCAAGAAUUCAAAGCUGCCAUCAACCUCCUGAAGCAGAUCAACGCCCCGCUCAAACUAGUCAUCGCAGGCAAUCACGACUUUACACUCGACCCCCUUGCGUUUGAGAACAAAAUCCGCGAAGCCCAGAGACUGCAAGAUAUCGACCCACUGCUAAUCGAGAAAGAGUAUGGCUACUGUGGGCAGGUUCGAGAACUAUUGGACCAUAUAGACGUGAAGGAGAAAAGCGGUAUCCGACUUUUGGAUGAAGGGACCCACUACUUGACCCUUCCCAACGGCGCGUCCUUAACAGUAUAUGCCAGUCCGUACACACCAUCGUUUGGGGAAUGGGGGUUUCAGUAUAGCUCACAUGAAUGUCACGAGUUUGCAAUCGGAAAUGUUGACCUGGUUAUGACGCAUGGCCCGCCUCGAGGCGUCCUGGACAAUACCAUCUCUGGCCGGCGGGCAGGUUGUGAGCAUCUCUUUGCAAGGGUUGCUCUAUCUAAACCGCGAAUGCAUUGCUUUGGACACAUUCAUGGAAGCUGGGGAGCCAAACUGGUUGCAUGGCGCAACACGAUUAGUGAGAAACCGUCCCAUCUGACUGAUAUCGACAACGGCCGAUCAACGGUAAUCGAGAAGCUCUCCAAUAUCAAGGCGAGUGCUCCCCGACCAUCUUAUAUAACCAGUCACUGUGCUGAUGAUGCAAAUCCCCUUCAACAUGGGCGUCACACUCUGUUUGUCAAUGCUGCUAUCGAAGGCUCCGAUGACUUUCCCUCCCACCCUGCAUGGCUCAUUGACUUAGGCCUCCAAAGAGCCCUUUGA
Aspergillus pseudotamarii is the source of this 939-nucleotide messenger RNA. Its product is annotated as metallophosphatase domain-containing protein. Bases 1 to 939 code for a protein of 312 amino acids. Gene Ontology annotation, molecular function: hydrolase activity. The record is from RefSeq and is a predicted model, not a curated record. The transcript has a single exon. Lineage: Eukaryota; Fungi; Ascomycota; Eurotiomycetes; Eurotiales; Aspergillaceae.